AUGCACGGACGACGACCAAAGAGGAAGAUUCCCCGAACGGUGAAGCGGUCGUCUGCGUCGGCGUCUACAUCGCGACGAGAAGAAGACGAAGACGAAGACAACGCGGGACGAGCAGCAGAGGAUGCGUUUUUUGUGAAUUAUUUCGCCUACGGAUCAAACGUCGGCUCGAAAACGUUCUCCACGAGAAGGAACAUACAACCGAAACGAGUGCAAAACGGGAAGAUACUGGACUAUCAAUUGAGCUUUAACGUGCCUGGCGUCCCAUUUCUCGAGCCGGCGUUUGCGAGCGUUACGCGCCAAAAAGGCGAGGUAACACACGGCGUGUGUUAUACGAUCACGAAGGAUGAGUUUCAGUACUUGCUACAAACGGAAGGCUCGUACGAUGUCGUGGAUGUGGAUGUUGUUGUCUACGGCGAUAAGGAUAUUGAAGGGGUGUUGAUGAAAGCGAAGACGUUGACGCACCGCGACGUCGCCGCGAGGCGAGAUUUACAGCCGAGCAAACGGUAUCGAGAUUUGAUCGUGGAAGGCGCAAAAGAGAGAGGUUUGGAGAAAAGUUGGAUAGAGUUUUUGGAAAAGAUGCCUUAUUUUGAUCCAAAUGAGAAACCGUUGAAUGCGUUUGAGAUGAAGCUUUGUACGACGUGCACGAUAGUGUCGAGGGUGUUGUUGGCAGAAGCGGUGUUUUAG
This is a messenger RNA of Bathycoccus prasinos, 684 nucleotides long. RefSeq lists its product with no specific name. The coding region runs from base 1 to 684 and encodes 227 amino acids. The transcript is spliced from 2 exons. The record is from RefSeq and is a predicted model, not a curated record. Gene Ontology annotation, molecular function: gamma-glutamylcyclotransferase activity. NCBI's taxonomy places the organism in Eukaryota, Viridiplantae, Chlorophyta, Mamiellophyceae, Mamiellales, Bathycoccaceae.